AUGGCUGCGGCGGUGGUUCCUCGGGGGCGACGGUGGGAAGAGCCCCGCGCGCUGGGCCGGGCGCUGAGGCUGCUGAAGCUCCUGGAAGAGCAAUGCGGGGACCCCCGGAUGGCCUUGAGUCCCCCCUCGCUGCGGGACCUGCUGCCCCGCACAGCGCAGCUACUGCGAGAAGUGGCGCAAGCUCGGCGGGCGGCCAGCGGAGGCGGCCCCGAGGGUCCCGGCGGCGCCGGGGACUUUCUCGUCGUCUACCUGGCCAACCUGGAGGCCAAGAGCAGACAGGUGGCGGCGCUGCUGCCACCCCGGGGCCGAAGGGGCUCCAACGACGAGCUCUUCCGGGAGGGCUCCAGACUCAGGCGACAGCUGGCCAAGCUGGCCCUCAUCUUCAGCCACAUGCAUGCAGAACUGGGUGCGCUCUUCCCGGGGGGAAAGUACUGCGGACACACAUACCAGCUCACCAAGGCCCCCGCCCACACCUUCUGGAGAGAGCACUGUGGAGUCCGGUGUGUGCUGCCCUGGACCGAGUUUGAGUCACUCCUGUGCACCUGCCACCCUGUGGAAGCAGGCUCCAUGGCCCUGGCCUUGCGCUCCACUAUUGACCUCACCUGCAGUGGUCACGUGUCCAUCUUCGAAUUUGACAUCUUCACCAGGCUCUUCCAGCCAUGGCCGACACUCCUCAGGAACUGGCAGCUCCUGGCAGUCAACCACCCAGGCUACAUGGCCUUCCUCACAUAUGAUGAGGUCCAAGCACGCCUGCAGGCCUGCAGGGACAAGCCAGGAAGCUACAUCUUCCGGCCCAGCUGUACUCGCCUGGGGCAGUGGGCCAUUGGCUACGUGAGUGUAGAUGGCAGCAUCCUGCAGACCAUCCCUCCCAACAGACCUCUGUUCCAGGUGCUCCUGGAAGGAAGAAAGAACGGCUUCUACCUCUACCCAGAUGGGAAGAACCACAACCCAGACCUGACUGAGCUGUGCCAGACAGAGCCCCAUCAGCGCAUCCACGUGUCAGAGGAGCAGCUGCAGCUGUACUGGGCCGUGGACUCCACAUUUGAGCUCUGCAAAAUCUGUGCUGAGAGUAACAAGGACGUGAGGAUCGAGCCAUGCGGGCACCUGCUCUGUAGCCGCUGCCUGGCUGCCUGGCAGCGUUCGGAUAGCCAGACCUGCCCCUUCUGCCGCUGCGAGAUCAAGGGCCGAGAAGCCGUGAGUAUAUAUCAAUUCCAAGAGAAACCAGCAGAAGCCAGCGUCACUGCUAAGGACCUAGGGGACAGCAGUGACCAGGAAGAUGGGGAGUUGGAGCAGGGGCAGGCGGCCCCCUCACCUCCUCCACUGCCCCCGCGGCUAGACCUGUCCCCCAGGAGACCCACAAGUGAAUUCCAGCUGCAGGUGGCACCUUUGGCCCUUCCAAGACUUCGCACCCCCCUUCCCUUGCCAAGAAUUGGGACUGUGGCCUCAGCGCCGUGGGAAAUCACCUCCAGGCUCCAGGCCAGGGAGGGGGCCACAGAAAACUCCUAAAGGGAAACACCCCUCCAGCUGCCCGAUGAGGCCCGUGAUCACUGCCCAGGCCUGGAGGCUAGGGCACCAAGAUGUGCUGCUAAAGGGAGCCCCAGGGGCUGGAAGGGGUUUGUGAAGCAGAAAUAAACUGCCAAGCCUGA
Molecule: messenger RNA, 1646 nt
Organism: Galeopterus variegatus (Sunda flying lemur)
Lineage: Eukaryota; Metazoa; Chordata; Mammalia; Dermoptera; Cynocephalidae
Gene: CBLC
Product: Cbl proto-oncogene C, E3 ubiquitin protein ligase
Exons: 12
Coding region: 1-1506 (501 amino acids)
Biological process (GO): cell surface receptor signaling pathway; negative regulation of epidermal growth factor-activated receptor activity
Cellular component (GO): plasma membrane; membrane raft
Molecular function (GO): ubiquitin protein ligase activity; receptor tyrosine kinase binding; phosphotyrosine residue binding
Source: RefSeq, a predicted model, not a curated record